AUGAGCGAAAAAACAGAGGAGAAUCGCAACGAUGGGCCACCCGCUGACAGCAUUGAUGGUGCCACGGUGGGUGGGGAUUCCCCCUCCAUCAGUCCCAAUAAUGCGAGAGCUUCAGCGAGCACAAUGCACAAGGAUCCGCUCAAUCUCGGCAUCCCUCUACCGGUCUUGGUGAUGUCCACUCCCAUCAACGCCACAGCCGGGGACGAUGAUAACCGCAAUGAAGGUAGUGCUGAAGCGGAAGAUGUCGAGGACUGCGAGUCGAAAGAAGGUCAUGUUGCUAGUCCCAUUGCCAGUACCAAAGAAGCCAAAAUGAUGGGUGGACGUGUGAAAGAAUUGAACAGUAUAGCGGCUGAGGACGCGAUGAAGUGCACCUCUGGUGAUGCCGAGUUAUUAGAGUGUAGUCUAAGGAGCAGAUUUGCUCUUGACUCUGCCACUGAUACAGCCGCACUUGAUGAGAUGGUGGCAAGUGCCACUGCUCUGUCGAUGUCGGAACCGGGGGGAUACGCGAUCGGUGGACCUGGAGGUGCUUCUGGACACGCGGGGACUGAUGACUCCAGCUAUGAUGGAACCGCAAGCCCAAGUGAAGAUCUGGAAGACGGUAUCUCAAGGCGGGCAAGUCCACGAGAAGCCUCAUUCUGCCGAGACAGUAGUACACGUCCCACAAGCGUCUCCAAUUUGGAUUCAUCAGACUACCUGGUGGAGGCAACACUUGUGACAGACCAGCAAGGGCAGCCUGUGGUCCAGGUGGAUGCAGAACCUGUACGCAGAUGUCCAUUUUACGCCACUGCUGGAUCGUUGGUUGCCCUCUUGGUUGCUCUAGUGGUACUAUCGGUGGGACUGUCAAGUGCUUCCAACGACUCGUCAAACUCUGAUAAUCCCAUUCAAGCUACAAAAACGAUGAGUCCAACUGAAGCUCCCUUGCCAACUCUUGAGCGUAUUCAAAGGAAUGGCACUAGCUUUCUGGGAAGCAAUGCUACUUCAGCUGCAAGUGGUCGUGGCGCCAUGGACAAUGAUUUUGCCACCAGCCUUUGUGCUGCCGUCGCUGCAGCUGUGCUAGACGACCCGUCUGCUAUUCAAAUGGUGGUUCGGAAUGAAACAGAACAGUUUGAAGCUCUUGACGGCGGUGAAAUGGAUUAUCUGAUUAGCAGGAUAGGGGUUACGAUGAAGCAAGACGUCUACGAGGGAAGGUCGGGAAACGGGCUUGCCUACACCAUGCCUUACCUAUAUUCAGGGGUUGGCUUCACAGGUAUAGUUUUGUGA
Seminavis robusta is the source of this 1260-nucleotide messenger RNA. NCBI's taxonomy places the organism in Eukaryota, Bacillariophyta, Bacillariophyceae, Naviculales, Naviculaceae. The record is from the annotation of a GenBank genome assembly.